UCAGGAAAACCCAACAUGACGCCCCCUUCUCCCUCAACACUGUCAGCACUGAUAGAUAUAACAGCAGAACAGAAAACUAUAGCAGAUCUCAGGAAUCAACUUGACUCUCAGAGGAAAGAAACUGAUCGUUUGCAGCAGACUCUGUAUAGUGGAGAGUUCUCCAACUUUAAGUCCGUCCCAGUAUCUCAUCACUCAGGGUUACCAAGUAGUCCAUCUAAAACAGGAUUUUCCACACUACCAUCUACAGAACUAUUCUCUGCUAGACGACCUGUAUAUGAUUACAAUCCCCCAUCACAUCUAGAAAAAGCUUUAAAAGAUUCCCAGGAGCAGGUCACUGAUCUCAGGAAAAGACUUCAAGAGAACAGUGAAACAUUUGAACAGCACAAGAGACAGUUUAGAAGUACUAUAGAAGAUCUGAAAGCCAAGUUACAACAGACUGUAUCUAACAGGGACUCUGUCUUAGAACUCAGGCAAAGAGAAUCAACUAAUCAGGAAUCAAUGAUCCAUAAACUACAGAGCUCUGUUCAUCAACUACAAGAAAAAUGUAAAGUUCAAGAAGAGGCUUUACAAGAUACAAAUAGAAAAAAUGAAGACAACAGUCGAGACAAAUACUUGUCAGAGACAGCCAUUAACCAAAUCAGGAUUCUGUUGGGAGACGUAGAGAGGAAACGUGGAAGGAACUACUUUGAUUCUGAUCCUGUAUCUAAACAAGUUCCUGGAAUGUUGGUUCAUACGUUAGAAAGAUGCUUACAAGAGUUGACUAGCGAGGCAGAAGACAGAAAACAGAAAGUUGAUGAUUUGGAAAGUGAAGUGAAGUCCUUGAAACAGACAGUAAGCCAAGACAAAGAAUCUUUAAUUAAAGAACAACAAGAAAAAGAACAGGAGGCAUUAGGAAUGUAUCGCAAGAUAACAAGUAUGACAUCAGAGCAUGAAAAGGAACUGAAAACUGCAUUAGAAAGGGCAAGUAACUCCAGAAAACAAACAACACAGCUACAGUCUCAGCUAGCUAUGUUAGAGGGACAGUAUGAGCAGCAGAUUAAACUUAAAGACGAGACAAUCACAGAAUUAGAGAGUAAAGUUAAACUGCUCAAGGAAGAAUAUAAUGAGAACAGGAUCAAAUGGACUGAAAAAAAAGAUUCAGUUGAUGAGACUUUGAACAGUGUACAGAGAGAUUUACUGAAGACAAGAUCUGAGAGGGAUGAAGCAGUCAGAAAACAAGCUACGUUAGAGUCUAAAUGUGAAGAGCUACAGAAAAAUGUGACCAGAGCAAACACUGACUAUGAAUCAGAAAAGAAGAGAAAUUCUGAGCUUCAACAAAAGGAGACAGAGCUUCGUGUCAGACAAACAGAUUUAGAAAACAAACUUGACGACAAACAGAAAGAUGUGGAUCGUUUGGAUAAAAUGUUAGAGCUUGUAAAACAGGAAUGUAACACACAAGUAAAUCAAAAGGAGCCAAUACAAGAUCCGCGUGUUUUUAAAACACUGAUUAAUUUUGCAGAGCGACAAGAGCGAGAAAGACACUUUGACCAAAUUAGUAACUUAACAUCCCAGUUGAGUAGUAUAACUGAAAAAUGUAAUAGGAUGAGUUUGGAAUUGGAGUUAAAUCGCUCGGAAAACAACAACCUUAAAAAGGAGUAUCAUGAAACAAGUGAUAAAUAUGAGUCAUUAAAGAUUCAGUUUGAUUCAAUACAAGCUGAAAAAUGUCAUGUGACUAACAUGCUUGAUGAUAAAAAGUCGGACAUCGAAAGAGUUAUACAAGAAAAAGACUAUUACAUGAACUUACUGGAACAAAGGAAUGAAGAACUGGCACAAGUGAAGUCGCAGAAAGAGAGACUAAACAUACAAAUAGAUGAAAAAGAACGAAACGUAGAAAUACUGCAGAAGCAAUCAAAUAACUUUACUAAUAUGAUAGAAAGUACAUCAAAAACAACAGAGUCUUUACGUGACGAGAAGGAAAACUUACUGGUCAUGGUGCAAGAGAGGACAAAAACUUUGGAAGAAUUAAAAUUAUCACGGGACACUAUGUCAAAGAAAAUGAAAAUACGGGAGAAAAGGAUUAAAGAAUUAGAAGAAGAUAAACAACAUAACAUGGAAGAAUUACAAAUACGAAGAGAAGAAACAAAUAUUGUUCAGCAUGAAAAAGACAAUUUAUAUCGUGAACUUAAAGAAAGUCGAUUUGAAGUGGCCACAGUAACUGAGGAAAAAGACAAAAUAAAAGAUAUUUAUGAAAAACAGAAAGCUGAUAGAGAAAGAGAAAUAAAUAGAAUGCAAUCAAGGAUUAAAGCUGCUGAACAAGAAGUCAAACUAGCCCAGAAAACCAUGCGUACCCGAGACUCUGCAGAUCAUCAGGCGGUAAAGGUUGCAGAUAAAAUGCAGAAAGAAGUUACACUGAAAAGGAGUGAAAUUGAUUCAUUGAAAACCAAGGUUCGGUGGUUUGAAGACAAAUUAGACUCUCUAACAAGGGAUCGCCAUAGUUUAGAAAAUGACAAAGAUCGACUGAAAUCUACGUUAAAUAAGACACUAACACACAAUCAGCAAUUAUCAGGUGACCUUGAGAUAUCACAGGAGAAAUUGAUGGAGAUGAAGCAACAAGUCAGUAAUCUGGAGAUGUUACUGGAUAAGUCAAAACGAAAUCCAGGGGACAAAGUAAAUAAAAAAUGUCCUGCAAAACCCAAGAAGGCUGCUACAAGGAAUGCUACAACUCAGGCUGAGAUAGAACAGUAUGAACAAGAGCUAGCUAGACUCAGAUUAAAACAUCAACUUGAUCUACAGGAGGUAAUACAGAAGAACAAAGACAAGUAUCCAAGUAUUGUUUACCCAAUCUCUCCACAUUAUCCUCAGGAGGAGUUUAGUCAAAGUAGUUCUAGAACCCAGGAACAACUGACAAGGAGUUCUGAACCUCAGUCAACUGGUAGAUCCUCAGAUUACGAUCGUCAAGAAAAACCUACCAGAGAUACAGAUGAUUACAGAGCUUUUGGGAAUGAACUGAAGUCUUUACUGACGGAGAUGAGAGAACUAGUAGAUGAGAAGAAGCAGAGCGCAAAUUAUGCACAGAAAGCGUCAUUACAUAGAUAUUCUAAACCUCCUGUACAAACUAAUAUCAACUAUAACCAUAAACAUGACAGCUUGUCUUCUGACACUGAAUACCAUUCCGAUGCUGAAGUAGACCGAACUUGUAAUAGAUCAAGGUCGAGGACACAUGAUUACUCAGCAUUUGUAUACAAAGAUAACAGAUCAAAGUCCACCUCACCAAGGAAUCGACACAGACGUAGCAACAGUGCAGAGUUAUCUCUCUUGCUGAAAAACAAAAACAUCUACAAUCCACAAGAUUCUCAUAGAAUUACUAACUUACCAAAUAGAUCUGUCAAAAUCAACAGUUAUACCUCAGAUAGUGUGACUGAUUCACGGAAUGAUUCAGACAUGUCUGAUCAACAAUUCCAAGUUCCAUUGUCACAUCCGUCCAGAGAAAAGCCAACACGAUUGUUACCAGACACACAGGAGUUGUGUAAACGUUUGGAGGAAAAGAUUGAAUCUCUUACAAAAAUGGGAGGCACCCUACAGAGAGAAAAUAAAGAUACUGCUGAAUUAAUGAAGAAACAAGGAAGGAAGUUACAGAAAGUAAAGGAUGGACAGACAAGAGGGAGAAAGUCAAAACGAUGAUACAUUUUUAUAUUAGGUCAUGUUCUAUUGUUUUUUUUAAUUUGAGCCAUUAGAAUUGAAUUUUGACUGUGUUUGACUUCAACAUGUCUGGGUUUAAUCUACAAAGUAAUACAUAUAAUACAUUUAGUUAAUCAUAUCAAGGCAGUUGUAAGUUAUUCACAUAGUGCUAUUUUUGUCAUGCAAGGACUGUUGCAGUAGAAGAAACAUAGCAGUACCUCUUUAAGUAUAAUUAUCAGCAACACUUAUAUUAAGUUAUCUGAUAAAAUCAGGAAUUAUUACAAUAAAAUGUACUAAGAACUUUCAAUAGUAAUAUCUUUUUGUUCAAUAUAUUUAUUAAUGUUUUCACAUUUUUGUGACUUUUUGCAGACUUGAAUUUUGAAAUUACCUCAUAAUAUUCAAUGUUCUUUUCUCAGUGGCAUAUAUAUAUAUAUAUAAAUUUCAGUUAUUGGGGAUCUGAUUCAUCUUUUAACAUAAAAUUUUACACACUGUUUUUAGAUCAGAUUAUAGAUGAAAAUAUCUGUGGUUCAUAAUCUCUCUCUCUUUCCUUUUUGUGCUUUUUAAAAAAAAACUUUUAAGUUACUGAGAAAAAAACCACUUAAAUAAUUAUUAGAUAUGAAAAGAAUAAUAAUCGUCAAAGCAUAAGAGCAAAUUUGAUUGUUCUAUAAUAUUUAUCUCUUAUUCUAACAUCUGUUUUCCAUAGAUUGUAUACAACAUCAGUAUCUCUGUUAUUUACCAGCAUUAUUUAUAACACAAGUAUACCUAACAUAAUAAUGUAUUCUAUGCAUACUUUCAAUUUUGUUUAUCAAGAUUAUCAAAUACUAUGAUAAAGUGUUAUAUGUCAACAAAGUGUGAACACAACUAUUUGUCCACUAUUACUGGACAUCUAGAUGGUUCCCUUCAAAUUUUAAUGUCACAAAAGAAAAUGUCCUGACACUGAAAAGUUAUUCAUAUAAGAUGUCAAUAGUUCAAGUGUCAUAAAUUCAGAUUCCCUAAAAAAAUGAAAAGGUCUAUGAAAUCUUAUGAUUUCUUAUGCAAACAAAAAACAUUGAAUCAUAUCCACUUAUUUGACAUGGAAUCAAAUACUUAAUACCAGAAAGAUUAACUAGUAGAGGUUAUGUUAACUAAUAUUUUUAUUUUAUUUUAAAACUUAGCCUAUCACCAGUAUUACUUUAAUAAGAAUUAAGAGUUUUGAAUGUAUAAGUAAUAUUAACUGAAACAAACUUUGUGAAAUCCUUAGAACUGUAUAGCUGUAAUAGUCAUGUAUAACCCUAUAUUUAGAUAGUUGAUGUUAACUUGUCGACUGUAUCCUAAUUUGGUUGAAAUGGCAUUAGCUGUCUAAUUCAUGUUCACUGGUUUGACCCGAAUGUGUGGGUAAUGUCCCUUUAAUACAUCAAAGUUUUUAAUUCCAUUUCCAGUUGAAGUUGACUUUUUUUCCUCUAGACAUAAGUGUUUGUCUGUCAUCUAUCACCCUUACUACUCAAUAUCAUUCCCAUUCAUCAGCAUACAAAUAAAUUAUAAACUAAAGUUCUAUGAAAGAGUUGCAAGUCAUACCCUGUUUAGUAGGAUAACAUUUUAUAUUCUAAGAAAAUUUACUGAAAAAUGUUAAAAGUAUUGUUAUGACACUGAUAUGACCUUAGACUAAAAUCAGGAGUGGAGGUAUAGCUAGUUUUAAAAUAAGAACCUUUCUUCCUUUGUUAAUUGUUUUCUUUAACUUUAAGUAGUGUUGUUCCGAUGAUCGGAAUAAGUCGGAAAUCAGUUGGUUGGGCCUUGCGAUGUCGAUAAUCGAUUGGGAUUUUGUUCAAUCGAUUGUCGUUUUAAAUUUCCGGACCUUUAGCUUGUCAACUUCCGGUCUGUUUUACGGUUUGCAUUUUAUAUGCGCAGUCAAACAAUGUUAACCAGUCGAUGACAGUAACAAUGUCAAACAUCCAAUAAUUAAAGAAUAAACCAAUUUCCUUCUUUAUAAACGUGACAAAAGCAUUUGCAGAUUGAUGGAAGGUUAUUUAACAUUAAUAACUUUGUAUGAAAUACUUUCUUUCAUUACCGGUACUUGUUACUUGAGAGCGGUACAAAUCAUUCUGAUUUUAGACAAAAUAAUUUCGUUGCUUCAUUAGAACGUGUUGCAAAUUGCCUUUUAGAAAUGUUUAUCCAUGUGUUGCAUCAAAAACGUCAUAUUCCUUUCCAAAUUGUUUGCCAAACAUCGUUUAUUGUUGUAAAUUUUCCGAAAUUUGUCCGCCAUUUAUAAAAAUAUAAGAAUCACGAAUCGGAUACGGUUCAACUAUGUAAUAAUUCCGCAUUCUUACAAUUAUAAGUUCAGACGUACGAAUGACACAAUUGACAGAAAUUAAUGAUCACAAGAGUGAAAAAAAACGUUCUUCACGAAUUAACAGACAAUGGCUUAAUACCCUUUGUAUACUGUAUAUCUUAUAAUGCAAAUGCAUUAUUUUAUUUUUUUGUGUUAAUUUUGAAUUUCUAAAAAUUAAAAACUUUAUAUAUCUUUUCCUAAUUAGAAGCAGAUAUAAUUUAGUACACAAGAAUAUGAAAAGGAAACAAAAAAUCAAAUAUGAAUAUAUAAACUCUGCAAUGAUAUUGAAUGUACACAUAAGACAUACAGCUAUGUUAUUGAAAUUGUUUUGUGAGUUACACCAUUGAAAUUUUGAAAUGUUAGUGUCACUGUUGGUAAUAAAUGUUGUAAUUAUGAGAUAAAAUAUGUUCAAUAUGAAUCUUGAUUCUUAUCAAGACAUUUCAUUGUUUUAACUGCUGAAUAGAUAAUUAUCAAAGGUACCAGGAUUAUAAUUUAGUACACAAGAAUAUGAAAAGGAAACAAAAGAUCAAAUAUGAAUAUAUAAACUCUGCAAUGAUAUUGAAAGUACACAUAAGACAUGUACAAUGAGACUAAAUACAUGAUUUCCUUUAAAAAAAAGGGCAAGGUAUUAUGAUCCGAUUAUAACCGAUAGUCUGUUGGUUGCUGUCAACCGAUUGUAAUAGAUAAUCGGUUGGUAAUUUCAACCAAUUAUCCAACACUAACUUUAAGUGAUCUGUUUUUAAACAUAUAUAUAUCAUUGUAAUCAGGCUUGCAAUUUUAUUUUUUUGAUAAACAAUAUGUUCUUUUGUUUUGUCCAUGGCACUUGAUUGUAAUUCAGUUUACCUUUCUCAGAAAUUCUCUGAUUAUAAAUGUUAUGAAAAGAGAUAUAAUAAAAUGUCUUGCAGAUCACCAUUUUAGAGGGGGAAAUUAUUGAUUUUCUUAAAUGACUGACCAAAAUAUAAACAUGCCUUUCAAACAAGUUUAAUAAGAUAUCCUUGCUUAAAGGUUAUGAAUCAAGCAGUGCUAAGCGAAAUUAAAAUUGUUCAGAAAUUAUUUUUUUUCAGUUUUCAGUCAGUAUAACAAGUUAAAGAUUCCUGCACUCAGACCUCCAACAUGGAGACAAAAGAGUGUUAAUUCUGGGUCUAAGCAUGACACAGGAUUGCUGAUUUUUUUAAAGCAUGACACUUGAAAGUAAAAUUAUUGUGCUGUGAAAAUGAAGUCUAGCGGGACAUGGAAAAUUACAAAAAAAUAAGAAUUAUGUACAUAGGGUAAGCGGGAUAUGGAAAUCUGAAAAAAACAGUAAGUGGGAUCUGGGAUCAGAACCCCCAAAUGAGACCCCCUUAAUUCUUACUAAAUUUCUUAUCUUUGAAAUCUGUCUAUAAUCAUCAUAGUUUGAGUACUUAUCAUCUUUGAAAAAUCUGCCUCAUUCUCAAGAUUAUAAACAGCUAUUUGUUGUUAUUUCCCAGUACAUGUAUUUAAUGAUGUUUUCCCAUAAAUAAAUUAACAUCACAUGAUUUGUUAUCAUUUGAUAUUUUACAAGAUGCCAUAUUUAUUUUAUAUUUAAAUAUUGUCUGUGAUAUUGUUUGUGUGAUAUAUUUGAACAUUUGACUGUAUAUUUUUAGGUUGUUGUAUUUGUGAUAUAUCAGAUUGUGUUAGUGAUAUUUGUAUCAUGUCAUGUCUCUACAUAUCACUAUAUCAAGGUAUAAGUGUUAGCUGUAUAUUGAACAAUUUUUAUUGUAAGUUAGUAUAUUUUUAUUCUCUUGAAUCUGAGAUAUAUAUUGCCAAGUUUAAUAUAGUUGCAGAUAUUAACUAUAUAUCAAACAAAUACUGAUAUGAAAAAUAUUUUAAAGCAUGGAUAACUAAUCACUUCAUUAAAUAAAUACUAUAAGUUCUGUAAUAUAUGCAUGCAUUUUAACGUAUGGAACAUGAAUUCUGUGAAAUAAAUUAAAAACAAACUUCACUCUGUAUUUGUGUUUAUGUAAAAAUAUUUUUGGACCUGCAAGGAACAGAGUAAAAACAAAAAAGCAAGUAGUGUAGAUAUUAUAUAGAAAACUCUAUGGUGAAUAAAGAAUUGAUCAUAUGUUCUUUUUUGUAGCUUCUUCAAUUAAAAUUUAUUUGUUUUGAUUUUCAAUAUAUAGGGGAAAUGAAACAAAGGAUUCCUCAAAAGAAAAUGUAAAUAAAAAAAGACAAUUUUCUGACUGCAUGUUCGAUGAAUGACAAGUUAUUUUAUGGAAUGUUACUAUUGAGGGUCCUCAUAACUAAAAAAAUUGGUCAAAAUUCAAUAUCUUAGUGUUUUAAAAUUGGUUUCUCUCUUUUGAUAAGAGCAAUAGUCUUACAGUUUUUGAUUAUGCAUUCAUGCAGUAAAACACAUGAAACUAGCCUCAUAUCAAAUAUAUUUUAUGAAAUGUAAGUAAUCCUAUAUUUAUAUUUAUAAUAAAUCAGAGAUUUGUA
Molecule: messenger RNA, 8413 nt
Organism: Mytilus trossulus (common blue mussel)
Lineage: Eukaryota; Metazoa; Mollusca; Bivalvia; Mytilida; Mytilidae
Product: coiled-coil domain-containing protein 158-like
Exons: 26
Coding region: 16-3660 (1214 amino acids)
Source: RefSeq, a predicted model, not a curated record